Molecule: messenger RNA, 375 nt
Organism: Lonchura striata (white-rumped munia)
Lineage: Eukaryota; Metazoa; Chordata; Aves; Passeriformes; Estrildidae
Source: RefSeq, a predicted model, not a curated record
AUGCCAUAUGAUUUGGAGGAACCCCAAGACCACCCCCGGUUGAAGGACUAUAAAAUAACCUCAUAUAUUAUUGCCUUAAUGAAACGCCGCAAUGAACUUUGGGAAAAAGGAAUCAUUACGCAAAGACCCCCUUUAGAUUUAAAAAUACAUAAAAUACAUCCAGGAGACUAUGUGUUAAUAAAAUCCUGGAAAGAAUCUACACUAACCCCACAAUGGGAAGGUCCUUAUCUUGUGUUACUCACUACAGAAACUGCAAUUCGGACUGCAGAAAGAGGAUGGACACAUGCCAGUCGAGUAAAAGGACCAGUUAACAACACUGUGUGGCAAGUAACCAGUCCUCCCGGGAACCUGAAAUUGAAGUUACAGAGAAACUAA